Fulvia fulva is the source of this 747-nucleotide messenger RNA. RefSeq lists its product as uncharacterized. Lineage: Eukaryota; Fungi; Ascomycota; Dothideomycetes; Mycosphaerellales; Mycosphaerellaceae. The transcript has a single exon. Bases 1 to 747 code for a protein of 248 amino acids. The record is from RefSeq and is a predicted model, not a curated record.
AUGUCGAAAGAAGACCUCGAGCUAGUGCGUGCUCAUCCUAAGCUCGUCGGCAUGCAGGCGUAUCGUCUUACACUUCACGAUUGGCUUGUGACACUCAAGUUUAUGCAGACACAACUCGCAAAAGUGGAGUGGGAAUUCGAGAUGCCUGGCCAUGGACAGAAUCCGGUAGAUCACUGGGCUGCUUUGAAGAAGCUUGCACCAUGGGAGCGCCACGCAGAAUUCCGCGAGGAUAUGGUUAACGAUAUGAGAAUAAUCCUGGACUUGGAGCCAAAUACUCAUGGAAGCGUAACGCUAUUAGCACUCAAGCAGGACGUCGUCGAGAUCCGGAAAAGUAUAGUGGCGAUUCGGCAUCGGCUGGCAUUAAUACGCGACAUGAUAACGACGAACGUGGGAAUCGAGGAGUCUCGUCGAACUGCGGCCGCACUGGAGCAGAACAGAAGUAUCGGCGGCUUGACGAUACUGGCCACGAUUUUCCUGCCCUUGAACUUUGCGACUAGUUUCUUGAGCAUGUCGUCAGGAUUUUCUGUGAAGAGCAAUACUUUCUGGCGGUUCUUCGCUAUCGGUGUCCCAUUGCUGACGCUGACUUUACUGGCCGUGGGUCUCAUGAGCUGGGGUCUGAAGACACUAGCAUUCAUCUCACGAAGGUUAUCGCGAGCCGGAGUGCGUGUGCGAGGUGUGGUCAGCGAUGUGUGUUGGGCUGUGUGUUGGCCUGCUCGAGAUGUGUUCGAUACCGUCGUCAAGCGUUAG